AUGUCCCCAACACGAGCCGACAUCCGCGUGGCAAUCACAGGCGGAGGCCUAGCAGGAGCGACAUGUCUACGUGCGCUGCUGAAACACGACCACAUCGACGCCCACAUCUUCGAGUCGGCACCGGCUUUCAAAGAAGCCGGACAAGCCAUCGGCAUGGCCCGAAAUGCAUACCAGGCCCUGGAACUCAUGGACCUCCAGCACUGCCUAGCAGACGCGGGCGCCGUAACGCAAUCGAACGCAACUUUCAUGUUGGCCGAAGGCACGGAAGCCGGCAAGGUCGUCGACACCAUCGACGCCACUGAAGGCAAACGCGUCACCAGUAUCGUUCAUCGGGCAGAAUUUCUCAGACAGCUUCUAGCUGGAGUGAGCCCGGAGAAGAUGCACGCAUCGAAGAAGCUGGCAACAGUAGACCGCCAUCCGGAUGAAUCGCUCACGCUCCACUUCCAAGGUGGAACCACCCAUGACUGCGACCUUCUCAUCGGCGCCGACGGCAUCCACAGCACCGUCCGCAAAAUCCUCCUCGGCGACGACCCUGCCGCAAACCCUGUGCCCGGGGGUUGGUUUUUCCUCGCUUCACUCCAGCCAUACGAGAAGUUGCGGUCCGUGCUUGGUGAGGCAUAUGUCAACAAAGACGACCCUCGAGAGUACGACUGGUUCGGCCAUGGCGGGUUCAUGAUGCAUAACUUCCUCAGCGACGGCAACCUCGUGCAGUUCAUUGCGUGCGUUGCCACGGACUCGCCGGACGACUCGUGGAUGAAGUCGGUUCCCUCUGCGCAGAUGAAGGGGUAUUUCAAGGGGUAUCCCCAGCACUUGCAGGAUGCUCUGGCUGUGGUAAGUCGACACAUACACCAAAGGGCCCUCUCUUGGCAUUAAGAAUGAUCUUUCGUUGACAGUGAAGCAAUAGGCCCUCGAGGGAGAAGAAGAAGAAGAAGAAGAAGCAAAAUGCAUCUGCAUCUGGGAGCACCUCCCUGCCCGCACCUACGCCGACGGACCGAUCUGCGUCAUGGGCGACGCCGCCCACGCCACUUCGCCCUGGCAGGGCUCGGGCGGCGGCAUCUCCAUCGAAGACGCCCUGGUCUUGUCCUCCCUCCUCGGCCAGAUCACACCCGGUUCGCCCGGGGAUAUCUCGACCGCGUUGCAAGUCUACGACGACGCACGCCGAGCACGCACUCAGCGAGUCGUCGAAUCGAGUCGCGGCACAGGUCGGCUCUUCACGGGCAGGAAUCCGGAUUAUACACUCGAUGUCGUCGGCUUGCGGGGCAGAGUCGCUUCGAGGUGGGAUUUCAUCUUGGAUCUUUGA
Molecule: messenger RNA, 1300 nt
Organism: Lecanosticta acicola
Lineage: Eukaryota; Fungi; Ascomycota; Dothideomycetes; Mycosphaerellales; Mycosphaerellaceae
Source: the annotation of a GenBank genome assembly